AUGCCCCUCCCUGCCUCCUGGCCCCACCCUCCUCAUCCUUUGCUGCUGCUGAUUCUACUACUGGGACUCCCAGGGGUGGGAGGAGAGGAGCUGCAGGUGAUUCAGCCUGACAGGUCAGUGUCUGUCACUGCUGGAGAAACGGCCACUCUGCGCUGCACCAUGACCUCCCCAGUCCCCGUGGGGCCCAUCAAUUGGUUCAAGGGGACUGGGCGAGAUAGAGAAUUGAUCUACAGUCAAAAAGUCCACUCCUCCCGGGUAACAAGUAUCAUAGAUGUUACAAAGAGAGACAACAUGGACUUUUCCAUCCGCAUCAGUAACAUCACCCCAGCAGACGCCGGCACCUACUACUGUGUGAAGUUCCGGAGAGCAACUCCUGAAAACGUGGAGCUCAAGUCUGGACCAGGCACUGAGGUGUCUGUGAGUGCCAAACCCUCUGUCCCCAUGGUUUUGGGUCCUCCAGCAAGGGCCACAGCUAAGCAGACAGUCACCUUCACCUGCGAAUCCCAUGGCUUCUCUCCCCGAAACAUCACCCUGAAGUGGUUCAAAAAUGGGAAUGAGCUCUCAAACAUCCAGACCACCGUGGACCCCGCAAGAGAAAAGGCCUCCUACAGUGUACACAGCACCGCCAGGGUGGCGCUGGACCCUGGAGACGUCCACUCUCAGGUCAUCUGUGAGGUGACCCAUGUCACCUUGGAGAAGAUCCCUCUCCGUGGGACUGCCAACUUGUCUGACACCAUCCGAGUUCCACCCAUCUUGAAGGUUACCCAACAGCCCAUGAUGGCAGGGGACCAGGUGAUUGUCACCUGCCAGGUGAAGAGGUUCUACCCUGGGAAACUACAGCUGACCUGGUUGGAGAAUGGAAAUGUCUCCCUAACAGAAACAGCCUCAACCUCCAUAAAGAACAAGGAUGGGACCUACAACUGGAUCAGCUGGCUCCUGGUGACCUCCUCUGCCCACAGAGACAACGUGGUGCUCACCUGCCAGGUGGAGCAUGACGGGCAGCCUCCAAUCAGCAGAAGCCAUGCCCUGGAUUUCUUUGUGAGACCAAAGGAGCAGGGCACAGACACCAUCCCUGGUGAGCUUCUGGCAUCCCUUGACCCAGCACUGGUAGCCUUCCUCCUGGGCCCCAAGAUGCUGCUGAUGGUUGGUGUGGCUGCUAUCUAUGUCCACAGGAAGCAGAAGGCCUGA
Otolemur garnettii (small-eared galago) is the source of this 1188-nucleotide messenger RNA. Its product is annotated as signal-regulatory protein beta-1-like. The transcript is spliced from 6 exons. Bases 1 to 1188 code for a protein of 395 amino acids. Gene Ontology annotation, cellular component: plasma membrane. The record is from RefSeq and is a predicted model, not a curated record. Gene Ontology annotation, biological process: positive regulation of phagocytosis; positive regulation of T cell activation. NCBI's taxonomy places the organism in Eukaryota, Metazoa, Chordata, Mammalia, Primates, Galagidae.